GGAAAAACUGUAUAAGAUGAACGAUAAAAGUGUUGUAAAAAGAUUUAACUUCUUAAUUAAGUCUGAAAUGCAGAGGUUGAAUGUAAUAUAUAACCAGAAAUUCAUAUCCUGCAAAAACCCUUCUAAUAUAUGGAAACUAUUCAAGGAAAUCACUGGUGGUAAGCAGAUAAACAAUAUUCCAUAUUCUUUUGUUGUAUGUACUCUUAACAAAUCUUUUAUUUACUCUCCCUCAAAUGCCAUGCUUCCCAGCAUCUGUUGUGUUAAUAAUAGCCAUUUUUCAGGUUUUAACACAAAUGAUGUUCAAAAGUGCCUCAAGUCUCUAAACACUUCCCAGAACUUAGGUUCAGAUUAUGUACCUAGUAUUAUCUUUAAAAAAUGUUCUCAUAUUCUGUGUCACCCUCUCACUGAUCUAUUUAACAAAUCUUUUUCCGAUAAUAUUGUGCCUGCCGUUUGGAAGGACAUUAAAGUUGUACCCAUACCUAAAUCAUCCACUAAAGCAUGUGUCAAAUUUAGACUCAUUGCUAUUACCUCUCCUUUUUUGAAAACUAUGGAGAAAUUACUUUUACUUAGUCUUGUACCUUCGCUUAAAUCCUUUAAUGACCCUAAACAAUUCGCCUAUAAGCACAGUAGAAGCACUUUAGAUGCAGUCGCCGUUUUAUAUCAUAACAUUGCUUCCAGUCUACACAAGGGGGCUAAAUUUGUUCGUUUGGCCUUCCUAGACUACAAAUCUGCUAUCGACUCGGUCCCAAGGGACAUCUUAUUAAAUAAACUUGCAGCUAGUCAAACAGAAUGUUGGGCUGUUAACUGAUUACAUUCCUAUUUCUCAGAAAAAAAGCAGUACACCGUAUAUAAAGGAAGUAAUCCACUUAAUUGCCUACUGAAGCUGUUAUCCCUCAAGGCGCUGUCCUUUCUCCUUUUCUUUUUUCUUUCUUCUUGCACGACUUGCCUCACUCUGAUGAAAUAAACUUUGUGAAGUACGCUGAUUAUUUAACAGUUUCAAUGGCUGUUAACUCUCAGCUAGAUUGUACUAAAAUAAAUAGCUUUCUAUCGGGAGUCAGCAAAUGGUCUGAGUCUAACGGUCUUAAACUGAAUCCUUCUAAAUGUCAAACUCUAAAUUCCAGGUUAAAAUGUAAAAGACAGUUAAAAGAAGUCGUUGAUUCUCAUGACAGUUGUAAGAUUGACGACAAUGAUAUAGGAAUCAAAUCACAAAUUAAUUAUCUUGGACUUAUUCUCUCUUCUGAUCUCUCCUGGACUUUCCAUAUCUUAGCGAUCUCCAGUAAAAUAUUCCGCCUGACAUUUUACAUUAGGAAGUUAAGGCACUCGGGUAUAAUUCAAAUCACCCUCUUACAGUUUAUUAACUCUUGCAUCCUACCUAUUCUUCUUUAUUGCUCACCCUUAUUCUUUCCUGGUUUGCUUAAAAAGGACUAUGUCACAAUUCGUAGAAUGCUGAAGACGGUCAGUAGGGUGAGUGGUGUCCCAGUGGACCACAUAGUUAACGUCGUUGUCGAUAGGCACUUGACUUCGUGCAAUAAAUUUGCUAGAGGGAUUUUGUCUGACUUGGAGCAUCCGCUUUACCCUCAGCUUUCACCUUGCAUCUCCACAGAUAGAACAAG
Molecule: messenger RNA, 1613 nt
Organism: Trichobilharzia regenti
Lineage: Eukaryota; Metazoa; Platyhelminthes; Trematoda; Strigeidida; Schistosomatidae
Source: the annotation of a GenBank genome assembly